AUGACAGAAUCAUACGAUUCCGAUGGACCUCGGACCCCUGCGUUGAAGCCCCAAACGAUCAAUUACCUGCCAAAGGUGUCACCGCCUCCAUUCGAUACCGGAGAUCAGUCACCCAAGGGCGGUCUACCUAAGCACGAUGCAGAGGCACAGUUUCCGAGCAGUUCGCAGCCUAAUCGACCUGACAUAGCCUGGUUCGAAACUGAACAUCCGCUUCACCGCAGCACUCCAGCGGACGACCCCCAUCCGGACCCUCCCAAGUUCCUAUUCGCCCCGGAAAAAUCCUCCGUGGAGACCAAGGAGCCUGUAGAUGUGGCGAGAAAGGCUCUCAACUUGAUCAGUCCGAGCGAGCCCAAGGAAGGAGGCCCGUCUGUAGGCCCGAAGGAUCCUCCAACAGCCUACAAGGAACCACGCCGACCGUCCAUCCCAGUGGAAGAACCUGCGCUCAAAGAAGAACAGCAGCAACACACGCUGCCUAAUAUCCCUCAUAUCUCACAUCUAUUCCAGGAUGGGAAACUACCUGAUCCUGAUGCACGAUUAAGCAAGUUGCUGAUAGCACCGUCGGAGCCAACAGCUCAGCUCCCCGCCCUCCACCCGUCAGCAACGGCGAGAUCCGUGAAUCAUAACCUGCCCUCCCUUUCAACGGCAUUGGCCGGUGUUACCGAUGUACCACCACCUGCUGGUGCCGGACGUCUGAAUGGCUCGUCUUUCGGGCCUUUGCCUCCGGUCUCAUCUUCUUCUCCCCCAGUAUCAAGGACAGAUCCUGUCUGGGAGCACCAACGCUUAGGCCAGAUUCCGCCUCCUCCCCCGCAAGUCCCGCCCAGCCCCUACUCGCACUUGUCACCAGCGAGCUCGAAGGACAUGUCGGCCAUGUCGUCGCCCGCAUCCCAGCAGGCUUACUGGCGGCCGCCUAUCAAGGCGGACAUAACGUAUCUCACUUCAACAUAUGAGACUGCGCCGCAGACGGUCAAGAGCCCCGCAACAAGCUAUCCCACCCCGACAGAUCAGACUCCAGCAUCAACCUGUGAUCGGUCAUAUAAUCCCCCCACACACUCGAACGGAGCGGUCUCCACAGGCACAUACAAGUGCCGUCACCCUGGCUGCACCGCAGCCCCGUUCCAGACACAAUACCUGUUGAACUCCCAUGCAAAUGUUCAUUCUCAGGAUCGCCCGCAUUUCUGCCCCAUAGCUGGCUGUCCGCGUGGACCCGGCGGGAAAGGAUUCAAACGGAAGAACGAGAUGAUUCGACAUGGCCUUGUCCAUAAUUCGCCUGGAUAUGUAUGCCCCUUUUGUCCAGACCAACAGCACAAAUACCCUCGACCGGACAAUCUGCAACGACACGUCAGGGUCCACCAUGUCGACAAGAGCCGAGAUGAUCCGGCUCUCAGGCAGGUCCUAUCGCAAAGGCCAGAGGGUAGUACGCGUGGACGACGCCGUCGGAACAACGUACCGUGA
Aspergillus eucalypticola CBS 122712 is the source of this 1452-nucleotide messenger RNA. RefSeq lists its product as uncharacterized. Gene Ontology annotation, cellular component: nucleus. Bases 1 to 1452 code for a protein of 483 amino acids. Gene Ontology annotation, biological process: regulation of transcription by RNA polymerase II. The record is from RefSeq and is a predicted model, not a curated record. NCBI's taxonomy places the organism in Eukaryota, Fungi, Ascomycota, Eurotiomycetes, Eurotiales, Aspergillaceae. The transcript is spliced from 4 exons.